GGGUCUUAUCCUCCAUAGCAUAGCCAGCAGCCACUAGGGUACCCAAUCUCUCUAGAGUAUAUGGAGACUAUAUAAAUAGGAGUGGUGCACUCAGCGCAUGACAGAGCGUGGGCAGCACAAUCACACUUUCAUUAUUCUCCUCCGUUGUUGAUACUGGCCACAGCCCUCUUUGAAACAUGGAGACACAUAUUGAUACUCACUCUCAGUUAAUUAAACGUCUCAGGGCACAGCCUGUCUCUGUUCCCAGCCUACUACCCAUCUUCUCAUCUUGGCCUGGAGCCGUUAAUCCUCACUGGAGGGCUUUGGUUCCUGUGAUAAAUGCAAGAAUUGACAGCCUAUUCCCAGAGCCAGUGAAGGCUACAAAGCUCAAGAGGUGUGACUUUGCUCAUCUCGCCGCGACGCGGUGGCCCCUGGCUGGCUUCAAGGAACUUUAUAUUCUCGCCUUCUUGUCCCUUUGGCUCGUCACCUGGGAUGACCAAAUUGAUGAUGACACGAAAGAUUCCUUGAGCAACGACUUUGAAGCUGCUGAGCAGUACCGUCGUGAAACCCUUUAUUUUGUGGCUCAAUGUCUUGACCUGGAUCUCACUAAAGGCUUACCCCGUAGUUACAAUGACUCUAUUUUUGUGCCAGACGACCCUAUUGUCCAAAGUUUUGAUGUGAUUGGCGAAGCACUUCGUGAUGCAUAUACUUAUGAACAACGGCACGGGUUUCUUAAGGAGAUGUCUCUUUUCCUGGUAACGUCACAUAUGGAGCAGAAAGCAAAACUCGAAGGGCAGAUCCCCAGUCCCGAAGUGUACUGGAGAGUGCGAAUGGGCACCAGUGCAGUUGGUGUGAUAUGUGCUGUUAAUGAAUAUAGUCUUCGGUCAGUGAUACCCCGUGCUAUCAUGGAGGAUUAUGAUAUGAGAGCAAUAUGGAAUGAAGUGAACGUCAUCGUUUCAAUGUAA
Aspergillus pseudonomiae is the source of this 944-nucleotide messenger RNA. Its product is annotated as terpene synthase family protein. The coding region runs from base 177 to 944 and encodes 255 amino acids. NCBI's taxonomy places the organism in Eukaryota, Fungi, Ascomycota, Eurotiomycetes, Eurotiales, Aspergillaceae. The record is from RefSeq and is a predicted model, not a curated record. The transcript has 4 exons.